This is a messenger RNA of Culicoides brevitarsis, 1958 nucleotides long. RefSeq names its product protein maelstrom homolog. Gene Ontology annotation, biological process: male meiotic nuclear division; piRNA processing; regulation of miRNA-mediated gene silencing. The transcript has 4 exons. Gene Ontology annotation, molecular function: sequence-specific DNA binding. NCBI's taxonomy places the organism in Eukaryota, Metazoa, Arthropoda, Insecta, Diptera, Ceratopogonidae. The coding region runs from base 123 to 1889 and encodes 588 amino acids. The record is from RefSeq and is a predicted model, not a curated record. Gene Ontology annotation, cellular component: P granule; nucleus.
AAGGGGUUCGGAAGUCCUUCUCCGCCAAAAGUUAUGAAAUUUGUCAAAAUUCAAGCCAAAAACCACAAAAAAUCAGCUAAAAUUCAACUUCAGAUCAAUUUCUUCCACAAAACUUUGUAAUCAUGCCGAAGAAACAACCGAAAAACGCCUAUUUCUUCUUCAUGUUAGAAUUCAAGCGUCAUCAAGAAGCGAUGGGAAGACGAUUCCCGGGCGGCAUGCGCGAAGUAGCAACUGCCGCUUCAGAGCCAUGGCGUUCGGUAAGUGCCCGCGAGAAACAACGCUUCGAAAAUAUGGCAAAAGCGCACAAGGAACAGGACAAAAAGCAUGGCGAACGGUACACUUCACAGGGAAAAUCGUUGUCGGAAGUUGCUCGCGAGGAAGAGGAACGAAAAUUACGCGAAGAAAAUAAGAAAAAAACGAUUGUGAAGCUAAUUGACGACGCCGUACAAGACGAACGUCUUGUUGACACGCCUUGGUACAUUAUGAGCUUCAAUUAUUUCACAAAAGAGAUCUCACAUGUCAAAUAUUACCCGGCGGAAGUCGGAAUUACGCGUUUUUCCAUCCGCAAAGGCAUUACAAAGAAGUAUCAUUGUCUCGUGAAUCCGGGAAAACUUCCCUUGGGUCAUGCUUUUACCGCGAAAGAUCAUGGGGAGAAGACCCACAAGUUGCCCGUGCCUCCAAAUGCUUUGGGAGAGUCCGAAUUCGACACAAUUUUGGUGCAAAUUCUCGAAUUUUUCACGGAAGAACGUUCGUCGCGCGACGCAGCCUUUCCCGUGUUCGUCAAUGACCCGGAAAUGGAGAUGUGCGAGUCAAUUUUGCGUGAUUUCUGCGAAAAAAGCGAGUUGGAGUUCGAUUUGGUCAAAGUUCUGCCACUUACGUUCUUCUUCCAAAAAUUAGUAGCAGCCGUGUUCAAAGUUUACUGCGACGAAGAGUCAAAAUUCUCGUUUGCCAUCGCACAAUCGCAUCUGGAACGCGACGCCUACGACUAUCAUCGCGGCAACGGAUGCCAAUUGCACGAAGUCGACGACGUAAAUCCACAUUGCGCCUUAUCUCGACCCACAAGAUGGGCUUAUUACAUCAUCGAUCAAACCAUUGGCAUCACGGGAGGUCGCAAACGUGCCGGAUAUCACUAUCCAAAGGGUUGCAUCAUCGAUGACGACGACAACGAUAGCGAUUCUGAUGCUUCGGAAGACGAAAAACCCGAAACAAUUAUCAGCAAAACGGAAACUCGUGACAUCUACGGCGAAGGAUUGAUGACCGACACCGAACGUUUUACCGAAAUUUCCGAUAUUAAAGUUUGCAAGAAGGAAUUUAGUGAUGACGAGUUGACGACGACGGAGGUUUUGACACGCGGAAAACGUGAAAACGACACUUUGUCGACUUUUAGCUCGAAACUUGAACAAGUUCGACGUGCUAAUAAUCCGAGACCAAGAUAUGAUUACGAAACGGAUACGACAUUGGCAUCGAGAUUCGAGGAUGAACGUUCGUAUGCGAGACAAGUGAAUAUGAACAACACAAGUCGCUCGACAAAUCCAUUCCAUGAAGAUAAUUUUCCGUCUCUCGGCGAGAGUUUUGGGAAAAAAGUUCCGAAUCCGUUGAGUUAUCGGCAAUUCGAUGUCGAUUCAGAUACAAGUGAUCAGUCGGAGGAUCGUGUUAAGUUUGCAGAUCGUUUGCGUCAUACUGCAGGCGGCAGCAGCUUCCCAACGCCAAUGCCAUCAGUAUCGCGACGAACGGAUCCGCCGAAAUACGAUCCAAACCGAUAUCUCCGGGAAAAAUACGAGAAACUAAAAGCCGAAUUAGAGUUGCUCGAUCAGAAACAUCGAAAGCGAAAACUAAAAUCCGAAAAUGAAAAUGACUUUGACUAUAAGUUCAAACAAAGAAAGUCAUAGCAAACGCUUGGAAAUGCGAGCACUUGACUUGACGAACGACAACUUGAACAGCAGUUUUCUUCUUUUCUC